This is a messenger RNA of Pyrenophora tritici-repentis Pt-1C-BFP, 540 nucleotides long. RefSeq lists its product as uncharacterized. NCBI's taxonomy places the organism in Eukaryota, Fungi, Ascomycota, Dothideomycetes, Pleosporales, Pleosporaceae. The record is from RefSeq and is a predicted model, not a curated record.
AUGGCUAGAAUGGCCAAUAUCUUUGACUUUUUCCCGGCUGCUCAUGCCCGUCGAAGGCCUGGGUUCAACGACAUGUUUCACGCUCAGGUGCAUCCUUACUCAUUUGGCCCCUUAGCGCGAGCACCCCGAUUCCCAUACGAAGAUGAACCGUUUGGUGAAUUCCGCGAUGUUGCGAGGAUGAUGCCAGGCAUCGAGGAGAGUCUUGAGUGUCUUUUCCACGAAGGUGUCAUAGAACCAGGCGAGUUAUCAACGAUACUCGAACGACUUCAAGGCAUACGCCACUGUCAGUGGGGUUUCAACGGCGACGGCCCAGAAACGUACUUGCUCGCACGAGAGUUGGAGAGAAUAUCGAGGAAACUACAACGAAUGUAUCAUGACACUGGGAUAGGCCAUUUCUCGGCACUAGCAGACUAUUUCAUGUACAUGGGGAGGAGCUUCCAAGUUGGACCGCGACACCGCCGAUUGCGUACUAUUCCUCAGCAACGACAUAGGCCCUGGGGCUUUCUACCGCCGUACUUUGGCUACGAUUAUGAUGAUUGA